UAUAAUAUUAAUAGCUGUAAUGAAUGGAAAUUUUUAUGUAGUGUUACUGAAAAUAUUCAAAAAUUUUAUAAAAGUGAAAGUAGUAAUUCAGAUACUUACAGUCAAUAAUGAAAGUUUUCAAGAAUUUAUUUUUGGAAAAGUUAAGUUAUUAAUUCGAUAUCCCUUGAUUAUUCAAUAAAUAUAAUUUUUAUUUAGAAUAUAACAGUGAAUUGAUUAAAUUCAACAAAGUAAAUAUGAAUAAAUAAUGGAUGUUUCGUUGACUUUUUAUUACAACGUGUUCGUGAUAUAAAUGACAUUUAGGUUAUGUGAUAUAAAAUUAAUAUAAUGAAAUCAUCAGAAAAGAGUUAAUCUAUCUUUAUUUACAAUUAUUGAAAAUUACGGAAUAUAACAAAAAUACAUAUAAUUAUAUAUUUUCUAAAAUAUUAAGGACAUGAUUUAAGAUUUUUGUGGCAAUGAUUAUAUUACGAAAAUUGUUGAAAACUGCUGCAAUAGGUGCAAUAGCUGUAGGCACUUUCGCAUCUUUAAGAGCUAAUGAAUAUGAUAUUGGAUCAAUUGGUAUUGUACGUCUUGGGCGUGCUGCUGUUACUGUUUUUAUAAUAGGUAAUUACUAUAAAAGGGAACUUUAUGAUAGCAGUUUAAAAAGUACAUCACCAGAAUAUUUAGAAUUAAAAUCAAAAGUACACAAAUAUGGAGCAGAACGUCUUCUCGAACUUUGUUGCGCCAAUAAAGGUGUAUAUAUAAAAGUUGGUCAGCAUAUUGGAGCAUUGGAUUAUUUGUUGCCACAAGAAUAUGUUAGUACAAUGCGUGUUUUACACAGUUCUGCACCACCAUCAUCAUUUAAAGACGUUCUCAGAGUGAUAAAAGAAGAUUUCAAAAAAGAUCCAUAUGAUAUAUUCGAAAUCAUCGAUCCUAUACCCUUGGGUACUGCUAGUCUUGCACAAGUUCAUAAAGCUGUACUUAAAAAUGGCACUGUGGUUGCCGUUAAAGUCCAACACCGUACCGUCAAAACCAAUGCUUUUGUUGACAUAAAAACUAUGUCUACAUUAGUGAAAAUUACAUCUUAUAUUUUUCCAGACUUUAAAUUUGAUUGGUUAGUUGAUGAAAGUAAAAAAAAUAUACCACAAGAAUUGGAUUUCACUCAAGAAGGAAGAAAUGCAGAAAAGAUACAAAGUCUUCUUUCUCAUUACCAUUGGUUAAUAAUACCAAAGAUAUAUUGGGAUUUAUCAUCUCAACGUGUUUUAACUAUGGAAUUCUUAGAAGGUGGUCAAAUUAAUGAUCUUCAAUAUCUACGAAGCAAAAAAUUAAAUCCGUACGAAGUUAGCAGUAAAUUGGGCCGUUUAUAUAGUCAUAUGAUAUUUAUUAAUGGAUUUGUACAUUCUGAUCCUCAUCCUGGAAACAUUCUUGUUAGAAAUAAUAAUUCAGAGGCUGAAAUAAUCCUAUUAGAUCAUGGAUUAUAUGCAACUCUUUCCAAUGAAUUUCGAUGGGAAUAUUCUAAGCUAUGGUUAGCAAUACUGAAUGGAGAUAAAGCUGCUAUGCAACAUCACUGUACGAAUCUAGGUGUAGGUGAUCUUUAUGGAUUACUAUCAUGUAUGGUAUCAGGUAGAACAUGGGAUACUAUAAUGUCAGGAGUACAGAAAAAAAAGUAUGAUAAACAUGAAAAAGAACUUUUUCAACAAGAAAUACCUAAUCUGUUGCCACAGAUUAGUGAUGUAUUGCAAAGGGUCAAUAGACAAAUGUUGUUAAUUCUUAAAACUAAUGAUUUAAUGCGUGGAAUUGAACAUUUAUUACAGACACAAAAUCGAAUGUCUUCAUUCAUGGAAAUGUCGAAAUAUUGCAUUCAUUCGGUUUAUGGAGAAAAAUUAAAAUUUUCUACAAGUGAAUGGAAGCGAUGGGAAUUAACUCUUCUUGAGCAAUGGGCUCUUAUUAAGUUAUCAUUUUAUUAUAUCUACUUAGGUUUAUUUCAUUUUGACAUAAACAAAAGUAUUGAAUCAUAUUGGGCAAAUGAUUUUUAUGUUUUUUAAUAAAACUGAAUAUUAAACAAUGUAUUCGAAAA
This is a messenger RNA of Vespula pensylvanica (western yellowjacket), 2053 nucleotides long. It is a transcript of the gene Adck1, whose product is annotated as aarF domain-containing kinase 1. The record is from RefSeq and is a predicted model, not a curated record. Gene Ontology annotation, molecular function: protein kinase activity; ATP binding. The transcript is spliced from 2 exons. NCBI's taxonomy places the organism in Eukaryota, Metazoa, Arthropoda, Insecta, Hymenoptera, Vespidae. Gene Ontology annotation, cellular component: mitochondrial inner membrane. Gene Ontology annotation, biological process: mitochondrion organization; protein phosphorylation; lipid homeostasis. The coding region runs from base 453 to 2021 and encodes 522 amino acids.